AUGGUUAUCGCCUUCAUCGUAUACAGGGAGCUACGUACAUCCUUCACCAUUUAUUUACUGUUUCUCUUCUGCGCCAACAUAAUCUACGCCGUCGGGCAGUAUCCGCUGGAGGUCAUCCGGCAGGGCUUUCCCGGUGGCUACUGGCUACCGCACAGCGUCUGUUGUCUGCAUAUGUACUUAAAUUAUGCCUUCGCCCCGGUUGCUAUGCACAUGCAUGUACUGAUCACUCUGAACCGCCUCUGGGCCACCACGUUUCCUCUCUCGUACAAGCAGGUGUAUUCUAAGAAAGUGGCUGCGUCACUGUGCGUGCUGAUGGCCGUAUACGUACAGCUUUUAUGUUUACCGUUGGUUGUACUGGAUUUCUUGUACUAUCAUCUGCCUGAACGUGAGUACGGCUGCAUAGUCAAUACCGAAGCACAGGUGGUGUACAGCGCUGUCGUGGCCAUUGUCAGUACCGACGUGCCGGUUGUGGUUGUUUUGGGAGCGUAUCCGUUAUUGUGGUACAAAGAGAAGCAGCGGCGAAAGACCCGUUUGGGUAUGAAGGCGGAGAUGACGACAAAAACUAACCUAGGAGGUCCUGCCGAUGCGAACACUUUCCGAAGAAAAGCUCCCUCUACUUCGCGGCCCUUUGUGAUUCUGACAUUACUGACAUUUAGUGUGACCAUUUGCUGGACCCUGAUCAAGUGCUAUGGACGACUGAUAUUGUUACUGGAGGUGUUGGUGACUUACCCGGUCUCCGACACACCACCAGCGUCAUGUUUGUGA
Messenger RNA from Paramacrobiotus metropolitanus, 765 nucleotides. RefSeq lists its product as uncharacterized. NCBI's taxonomy places the organism in Eukaryota, Metazoa, Tardigrada, Eutardigrada, Parachela, Macrobiotidae. Gene Ontology annotation, cellular component: membrane. Gene Ontology annotation, molecular function: G protein-coupled receptor activity. The coding region runs from base 1 to 765 and encodes 254 amino acids. Gene Ontology annotation, biological process: G protein-coupled receptor signaling pathway. The record is from RefSeq and is a predicted model, not a curated record. The transcript has 2 exons.